Molecule: messenger RNA, 4453 nt
Organism: Phyllopteryx taeniolatus (common seadragon)
Lineage: Eukaryota; Metazoa; Chordata; Actinopteri; Syngnathiformes; Syngnathidae
Gene: afg2a
Product: AFG2 AAA ATPase homolog A
Exons: 16
Coding region: 63-2663 (866 amino acids)
Cellular component (GO): cytoplasm
Molecular function (GO): ATP hydrolysis activity; ATP binding
Source: RefSeq, a predicted model, not a curated record
UUAAUACCCGGUGUUUAUUCCAUGUUUUCGUUCUCACGUGUGGCACAUUUCUUCCACUUAUCAUGUCUUCGAAGAAAAAGAAAAGUAAAUCCAAGCGGUUAAACGAAGGGGACGGCUCCUGUGACUCGAGCAACUUGGAAACUUCCGGUCACGAGGGGAGCACAAGCAGCAACGUGUUCACUGUCAUCGACUUCAUUGACAAAGCUGAUGACAAAACGCCCAAAAGUUGCAGAUGGUCACUAGCGCAACUGAGCCUCAACUCCCUAAAGUCCGCAGGCGUCAGCAUUGGCAGACCGGUCCUCCUCACGAGUCCCACGGGGCGACAGGAAGUGUGUGUCGGAUGGCCCGUGGCCGCCUUCCCCAGUGGGAAAGUGGGCCUCCACAAGGGCGUGCAGAGCAACCUGAAAGUGAAAUGCGGGGAUGCGGUGACGCUUCAACCUGCGACGGGUCCCGUGCUUCAAGCCGAAGAAGUCGUUCUCUCUCCCAGGUCCAUAGAUGACAAAUUAAACACGGACGAAUUCAAGAACUUCCUGCUGAGUUCCUUAGUUGGAAGCAUCAUUCUCCCAGGUAACGUGGUGUCCCUCACAUACUUUGGCCGCCCGUGCAGUUUUUACGUGGAAACCGUACGCGGGGAAGAUGGUGGCGCACUCCAGAGGGCGUCUCCUCCUCAGCCUCGUUCCUGUGACACCGAGGAGUCAUCCGCGCCGGAGUCCACCGCCGCCGACGUCUCGUUGCGCCUCGGCCUGCUCUCCUUAGACGACACGGGGGGUGCCGAGACACCGACCGCCAGCACGCCGCGCAGAACCGCCGACUGCCCGCCUCCCCUAUCCCCGCCGUCCCCCAUUUUGAAUCACCGCGACCCACCUGCUGACACUGAGGAGAACACCAGCAGCUUGGAGGGUUCCUUCAGCUCGGAACAGCCUCCCCAACUUCCCACGGCGCCCUCUGCUGCUGUGUCGAGUACUGACACCUUCUACUGCCUCUCCUCGACGACGAAGCUCAGUUUUCCAGGCAAAGCCAAGCGGAAGGAUGCCGACCCCAAAAGAGCAAACGUGACAUACAGCAUGAUUGGCGGCCUCAGCAGACAAUUGGAGGUCAUCAAGGAGACCGUAGAGCUGCCUCUCAAACACCCACAACUCUUCUCCAGUUAUGGCAUCCCCGCUCCCCGAGGAGUUCUUCUGUACGGACCCCCCGGCACAGGAAAGACCAUGAUCGGACGAGCCAUCGCCAACGAGAUCGGCGCUCACAUGACGGUGAUCAACGGGCCGGAAAUCAUGAGCAAGUUCUAUGGUGAAACUGAGGAGAAGCUGAGACAAAUAUUCACAGAGGCAUCACAAAGGACACCUUCCAUCAUCUUCAUCGACGAGCUGGACGCCCUGUGUCCGAAGCGCGAGGGCGCUCAGAACGAGGUGGAGAAGCGAGUGGUGGCGUCCCUCCUGACCCUCAUGGACGGGAUCGGCUCCGAGGGCCACUCGGGACAACUUCUGGUCCUGGGGGCCACAAACCGACCCCAUGCCCUCGACCCGGCUUUGAGGAGACCUGGACGCUUUGACAAAGAGCUGGAGGUUGGCGUUCCCAGUCCCGCCGAGCGUGCCGACAUUUUGCACAAGCACCUGAGCUCGGUCCCGUGCUGCGCCACAGCGCAGGAAGUGACGCGGCUGGCCGACGCCGCUCACGGCUACGUCGGCGCAGACCUAGCUGCUGUUUGCAGAGAAGCGGGUUUAAAUGCACUGCGGCGAGCGAUCAGCGCAACCAGCAGUACGUCAGAUCAGGAGCUGAUGGGCCAGGUGACGGUCACACUGUCCGACCUCCAGUGGGCCCUGUCAGUGGUGAAGCCCAGUGCCAUGAGGGAGGUUGCCAUUGAUGUGCCCAAGGUCCGCUGGGCAGAUGUCGGCGGCAUGGAGGACGUGAAGCUGAAACUGAAGCAGGCCGUGGAGUGGCCCCUGAGGCACCCAGAGGCGUUCACCCGCAUGGGCAUCCAGCCACCCAAGGGGGUGUUGCUGUACGGACCGCCGGGCUGCUCCAAGACCAUGAUCGCCAAGGCCCUGGCGAACGAAAGCGGCCUCAACUUCCUGGCCAUUAAAGGUCCUGAAUUGCUGAGCAAGUACGUUGGCGAGUCUGAAAGAGCUGUGAGAGACGUGUUUCGGAAGGCCAGAGCCGUCGCUCCGUCCGUAGUCUUCUUUGACGAGAUUGACGCACUGGCCAGCGAAAGAGGAAGCUCUUCUGGAUCGGGCGGCGUGGGCGACAGGGUCCUGGCGCAGCUCCUGACAGAGAUGGACGGCAUCGAGCAGCUCGGCGACGUCACCGUACUGGCCGCCACCAACAGGCCGGACAUGAUCGAUAAGACGAUCUUCCGGCAUGUGUCGUCUUGCCUCUUGGCAAGCCGAGACCACCGGCGUCCUUGGAAUGCUCUCCAUUCAGGAAAUCUCGUUCAUUCUCAUGGAAGGCUGCUCCCCUCCUGCAAUAAUGCUCCCAAGCUGACAUUUUUCCACCCACAAGAAUGUAUAUUCCAGGUUAGCUUUAGAACACUGUUAGAGCGUGGUGUUCAAUUGGUGGAGUGCAGGGGUUCUCAAACUUUUUUUGGAUCGAGGGACCCCAGACGGGGAAGAAAUUUCUUCAAAGGACCCCCUCGUAAUCGUAAUAUCUACAAUGUGUACCCGUAAAUGCCAUGCAAAUUACAAGAAAAAAAAUGUGUAAUCUUUCCAAGAACAUAGACAUUUUUCUCUAAAAAGCUAGUCCUGUGUUAAAAAUUGACUUCAUUACUGUAACAAUACUCAAAAUGACUUUACUCAUGCAGCAAUGUCAGAUUUAUGCGAUUAUAAGUCACCAUCAUAUCAGAGCUUUCAACUGGCCCAAGGCUAAAUAAAGUAAGAAGGAAUAAUUGGUUAUGUUUCUUUUAUGUAGGUAUCCACUUUUUAAAAAUGAUGCCACAUCAUUUAUUGCAAAUUGUUUUACGCAACCCCGAGUUACGGCUCGCAGACCUCAGUUUGAGAAGUGCUCGUUUAGUGUAAAUCGUGUAUAUAGUAUCGUUCUAACCUCUUUAUCUGGCCUCUUGAACAACGGGAGCCAUCUUUGCCCACAUCCGGAUGCACUCAUACAGAAUGGAAGGUGGCUGGGGAGCAGCUGGUGGGGCUAACAAAUAAUACCCUCUUUGUACCUUCCAAAUAUCCCCUGCCGAAGCCCCCCGAGCUCGUCUCUCCGCUCCAGGCUUCCCAACACCACAUUAAGGGCUGCUUACAAGUGUAAAAGCUUUAGGUCUUUGGGGGGGAUUUGAAAUGGGAGUAUGCCGACUAGCUUGGGUAAUGUUUCUACAUUGUGUCCCCUUUCCCCCCCCUCUGUUUGAGAAAAAGCAGGUAUGUGCGAGGUCCAUUGGCACGUUGGGUGAAUGGCGAAACAAACGGGCUUUUAUUUGCUGUACAGUGGUGCCUCGACUUACGAUAUUUGAACACAAGCGCUGCAGCAACACUUGUAGGCAGACAGUAUAACAACACUCAUUGGCAUAUGUUCUUUGUCCUCCACGAAAGCAACUAAUAUUACUGUAGCUUACUGAGCUUAGAAGAGACCGUCAUCGUGUAUUUAUUUUGAAAGUAUUGUAUUGCCCCCUGUUGGCCAAGGUGAGGACACCAGAAGGAGCAUUUGUUUUGUAUGUUAUAACAUAUGUAUAUGCUCGAAACAUUUUUGUUGGUGUUUUUUGUGCGAAACCUGGAACAGAUUACUGGCAUUUUCUAUUCAUUUAAAGGGAUAAUGAUAAUUUGAGACUUGAGUGUUUUGAGUUACAAGCGUGGUCACGGAACGACUUGAUCUUGUAAGUCAAGGGACCGCUGUAUUUUCAGAGGCAUGCCAGACAAGCUAAUGGGAGUAACAGUAUCCCGACAUCUAUGUAUCGCCAAGCUAAUUUCCACUCAGUAUUAAUAGCUUAUUCAUUUCACGGUUCAUAUACAUAAACGCUAGACGGACACCCUGUCGGACAGACAUUGUGGUGGUGUGUUACCACACUUUUCAAGUUCCUAUGAGAUCUGUUGUACUAGUUAGCCAGCGACCCUGGUGGAGAGACGACAACAACAACAACAACAACAACAACAACAAAGUGGGACAGAAGCACUGCGGAGGUCUUUGAGGCCUUUCGGGGCCCCCUGCCGCUUCUUGGCAGAAGCCUCACUUCAUUUCCUCUUUCACAAAGAUGAAUGGCCGUGUGAAAGGGAGGCUGUUUGCUGGUCCUUUUGCCUUGCUCUAUAUUCGCGUGUCAUCUCCAAGUCAUGUACCGCUGUAAGGAAAAAGACAAAUAGCACUGUAUUGUAUAAAACAAUAAAAGAGCAUGUCAAUGAAUAAACUGGUUAAAUACAGUGUAAUUACUGUACAAUGGGACAAGUGAAGUCGCAGCAACAUCUAUAGUUUUGUAUGGGUGCCUUUAAGGGGCGUGGCCUUGUUAAUGACGUCAGGAACAUGGUCGGUU